Haplochromis burtoni (Burton's mouthbrooder) is the source of this 1215-nucleotide messenger RNA. RefSeq names its product hemoglobin embryonic subunit alpha. Gene Ontology annotation, biological process: oxygen transport; hydrogen peroxide catabolic process. The coding region runs from base 689 to 1126 and encodes 145 amino acids. Gene Ontology annotation, molecular function: organic acid binding; heme binding; haptoglobin binding. Gene Ontology annotation, cellular component: hemoglobin complex; haptoglobin-hemoglobin complex; blood microparticle. Lineage: Eukaryota; Metazoa; Chordata; Actinopteri; Cichliformes; Cichlidae. The transcript is spliced from 2 exons. The record is from RefSeq and is a predicted model, not a curated record.
GAUAAGGAAAGCUGUAGCAAUUUUUUAAAUUAGAUUAAAAGUAUAUGGUGUUGGUUGUAUGAUUUAAUAAGUGAUAAGGCAAAAAAUGGGGCAAAAUGUAUUAAUUCUGAAGCAAACAUGGUUUUGUUUGUUUUUUUUAAUCAAAAAAUUCAAUUUGAAACUUGUGCAGAAAACUAGACUCUAUUAUAAACUUCCACUAGUUAAAAGUAUUUCCCAUUUGACUCCGAUAUUAAACAAAUGAGCAAAUAUGAAGCCACGAUGGCUAAAAAUUUCAAAAGUUGGAAUCCGUGUUUCUUCAUUCCGACCCACUGUGAUACAACACUGAACAACAAACAAUAGAUCGCAUCAAAACAUUUCACUGGCUCUCAAAUACAAGUGCAUAGUUUUAUAUCUUUGUUAUGAGUUAUCCUGAACUUAUGAAGAUUUUAUUUUGUAGUCUGUUUAUCUCAUGGGAGGUGUUUCGUAUCAUUUUGAACCUGUCCAAACACCAGUACCUUAUCUAUGAGGUGGGUCGGGUGUGUGCAUUUCCUGUUUCGUGUAUAAAAACCUCCACAGUUUGAGCUGAACACAGCAACUCCAACCAGAACAGCAACAACAGGCAAGAUGACCAGUCUUUCUGCAAAGGACAAGAACACAGUCAAAACCUUCUGGGCUAAAGUGGCUGGUAAGGAGGAACAAAUCGGCUGUGAUGCUGUCUCCAGGUAAAUAUGGCCCCACACUGCCUACAAAAACCUGCUCCUGCAUUUCUGUCUUUUACUCGCUGGUUUGUUCUCUUACAUUUUUAUCCAGGAUGCUGACAGUGUACCCUCAAACCAAGACUUAUUUCUCCCACUGGAAGGACCUGAGCCCCGGCUCUGCCCCGGUGAGGAAGCACGGAGCAACCGUGAUGGCUGCAGUUACUGAUGCUGUCAGCAAAAUUGACGAUCUGACCGGAGCUCUUCUGAGCCUCAGUGGGCUGCACGCCUUCACUCUGAGAGUGGACCCUGCUAACUUCAAGGUUCUGUCUCACAACCUCCUCGUGGUCCUGUCCACCAUGUUCCCCGACGACUUCAGCCCUGAGGUCCAUGUGGCUGUGGACAAGUUCCUGGCUGCUGUUGCUCUCGCCCUGUCUGAGAAAUACAGAUAAACUGCACACAGGAGCAGAGGACUGCAUUAUGUGCUUUCAUACGUACUACUACUCUGACUUUUAAUAAAACAUUGAAUGCAAUCAAAGUC